CUCUCUGUGCCAUUUUCUCACGCUACCUCACUCUCUCAAAGAACUUUCUCUAUCUAGAAUGGCUUCUUCCUCUCUGUUUGUUAGACUUGCAUUCGUUUUGCUCCUCACUUGGAGCUCGUAUGCCCAACUCACCCCACACUACUAUGCUUACUCUUGCCCCAAGGCAUUGCCCACCAUUAGAUCGGCUGUUAAAUCAGCCAUCUCAAAUGACAAGAGAGUUGGAGCUCAGCUUCUUCGCCUUUUCUUCCAUGACUGCUUCGUGAAUGGGUGCGAUGGAUCGUUGCUUCUGGAUGAUACGUCCACCUUCAUUGGAGAGAAGAACGCACAACCAAACAGGAACUCGGCGAGAGGGUUCAAUAUUGUGGACAACAUAAAAUCUGCGGUGGAGAAGGCGUGCCCUGGGGUCGUCUCAUGUGCUGAUACCUUGGCCGUCGCUGCAAGAGACUCCGUUGUCUUGUUGGGAGGACCGGAUUGGCAAGUGAAAUUGGGAAGGAGGGACGCGAGGACAGCGAGCCAGGCCGCUGCAAACAACAGCAUCCCACCUCCGACCUUCAACCUCAAUCAGCUCAUCAACAGUUUCGCUAAUCAAGGCCUAUCUCAAAAGGACAUGGUUGCCCUCUCCGGAGGCCACACUCUUGGCGUUGCUCGCUGCAUUAACAUCAGGGACCGCAUCUACAAUGAGACCAACAUCGACCCUUCAUUUGCCAAGACUCGGCAAUCCAACUGCCCAAGGACCGCGGGCUCAGGAGACAACAACGUGAACCCUCUGGAACUUCAAACCCCAACGGCCUUUGACAACAAGUAUUUCAAGAACCUGAUUAACAAGAAGGGCCUUCUCCACUCUGAUCAGCAGCUCUUCAAUGGUGGGUCCGCCGAUUCUCUUGUUCGAAGCUACAGCUCCAAUUCAGACUUGUUUAAUAAGGACUUUGUGGCUGCCAUGAUCAAGAUGGGUGACAUCAAACCUCUCACCGGCUCUAAUGGAGAAAUUCGCAAGAAUUGUAGAAAGAUCAACUAAGUGCUCACUCUCUCUUCUUUCUCUCUCUAAGUUCUCUCUCUCCUUCAAUAUUUGUUUACUUAAUACCUAUGUUCUUGGUUUUGCAUUGAUAUUUGAGGUUUGGGCGCGUGUUUAAUUGUUUAAUAAAGCCUCUCUAUGGUAGAGUGGAUGUGAUCUGGUGCUUAUCAUGUGGUUUUUGGAUCUACCCAUUGUUGGUUUUUUGGGUUAUAUGAGUAAUUAGUAGAGGCCCUUAAAGGCAAAUUGUUAUUAA
Molecule: messenger RNA, 1265 nt
Organism: Amborella trichopoda
Lineage: Eukaryota; Viridiplantae; Streptophyta; Magnoliopsida; Amborellales; Amborellaceae
Product: peroxidase P7
Biological process (GO): hydrogen peroxide catabolic process; response to oxidative stress
Molecular function (GO): peroxidase activity; heme binding
Source: RefSeq, a predicted model, not a curated record